Messenger RNA from Myotis davidii, 2173 nucleotides. Its product is annotated as major histocompatibility complex class I-related gene protein. The transcript is spliced from 6 exons. The record is from RefSeq and is a predicted model, not a curated record. Bases 851 to 2143 code for a protein of 430 amino acids. Gene Ontology annotation, cellular component: external side of plasma membrane. Gene Ontology annotation, biological process: immune response. Lineage: Eukaryota; Metazoa; Chordata; Mammalia; Chiroptera; Vespertilionidae.
GCGUGUUUAAUACACCCGGGACGUGCCGGAGGCUGGACUAGUGAACAGCUCCCAGCUCCCGCGUGCAGGAUUUCAGUGUCACCCCUUCCGACGGGGCGGAAGCCAUUCUGGAAGGACCUUCCGGGGAGCUGCCUCACUUUCCUCUGAGCAUUGCUCCCUGUUUUCUGCUCAGACCCCUUUCUCUUACGUCUGUUUCUCCUCUUCACUGGCUUCCCGAGUCUCCUGGGAUGUGGUCAGAGUUUCAGGGGCUUUGAACAGUGGAGCAGAGUCCUCGUGCCGGUUUGUUGUUCUUCCUCACCACAAGCUCCACCUGUGACCAAAGGUCCCAGAAAGAUAAAACCCUGGUUCUGGACUUGCUUCCGGGGUGUGAGCGAUAUCAACUGAGUCCAGGGGAAGUUUUCCAUGGUUUUAGGGCCCGGGUCACUGGGGAAGCAGGUGCCUACCAUUACCCCCAAAACCCGAGAAGGUCCAUGGCUGGAAGCCCCAGGCUCUGUGCCCUCAGCAGCUCCUCUCCUGCUCGGGCUGCACCCCUGGGCGGCGGCGGGCGGUGUCUCCACCUGCAUCCGCGCCGCAGUGGGCGGUGACUCCUGAGAUGACGGGAAGGAGUUCUUCCGAAUCAUCCGUGUAUUAACCACACAAAUGUUGGUUGAUGGCCCACCACGUGCCAGCCACUUUUGGAGUUGCGACCGUGAACAAGACAGACAUCGGUCCUACUUCUACAGAAAUUUAACCCAGAAAAAUCCCACCAUUUAAAUCAGAAAUGGGAAAGAUUGGGGGAUGAGGGACAGAGAGAAAUUAUGGACAGAAGAAGGGAGAAAAGGGUGGUAUUUUCGGAAGGUAAAAGGCAUAUAUGUUGCUACAUGUGAUCCGUAAAGAGCUGUCCAAUAAGGUGACCACAAUACCCGCUGAACAUAAUCUUUCAUGCUGUGGUUGCACUAGCCCCUGUGUCAGGCCAAGAAACCCAGCCCACGUCAUGAGCAGUCAGGUCUCCUGGCCCACAGUUCAGGCACCCCUGCAAUGUCACAGCGCCUCUGGAUGCCGCCUCUGGAUGCGGGCACCUGGCACUUUGAUAAUGGUGGAUGUGAAACAAAGCCAGUCCUCUGUAAAGGGGACUCACUCUCUGAGAUAUUUCCGCCUGGGCGUUUCAGAACCUGGCCAUGGGAUCCCUGAAUUUCUCUCAGUGGGGUACGUGGACUCGCAUCCCAUCACCACAUACGACAGUGUCUCUCGGCUGAAGGAGCCGCAGGCGCCGUGGAUGGCGGAGCACCUGGCGCCGGAUCACUGGGAGAGGUACACGCAGCUGCUGCGGGGCUGGCAGCAGACGUUCAAGGUGGAACUGGAGCGCCUGCAGAGACACUACAAUCACUCAGGGUUUCACACUUACCAGAGGAUGAUUGGCUGUGAGUUGCUGGAGGAUGGAAGCACCACAGGAUUUUUGCAAUAUGCAUAUGAUGGACAGGAUUUUAUUAUCUUUGAUAAAGACACGCUCUCCUGGACAGCUGUAGAUAAUGUGGCUCACAUCACCAAGAGGGCGUGGGAGGCCAAUUGGCAUGAGUUACAAUAUCAGAAGAAUUGGCUGGAAGAAGAAUGUAUCGCCUGGUUAAAGAGAUUCCUGGAGUAUGGGAAAGACACUCUACAAAGAACAGAGCCCCCACUGGUCAAAGUAAGUCGCAAAGAAACUUUUCCAGGGAUUACAACUCUUGUCUGCAGAGCUUAUGGCUUUUACCCCCCUGAAAUUUCCAUGAUUUGGAUGAAAAAUGGGGAAGAAAUGAUCCAAGAAAUGGAUUAUGGAGGCAUUCUUCCCAGUGGAGAUGGGACCUAUCAGACAUGGGUGUCUGUGGAGCUGGAUUCUGAGAGCAAUGACCUUUACUCCUGUCAUGUGGAGCACUCUGACGUCCAAAUGGUUCUUCAGGUCCCUCAGGGGUCAGAAGCUAUCCUUCUGGUGGUCAAAGCUGUCUCUGGGUCCAUUGUCCUCGCCAUGGUCCUGGCUGGAGUAGGCUGCCUGGCCUGGAGAAGGAGGCCCCAAGAUGUGAGUUGGUCCACACUUUGUGAUCUCAGAAGGAACACCUCUCCCACCAUAUUGGGAACACACACGUGGAUAAUGCUUGCAAGGAGAGUGGUCUGUUUUAUAGGUGAUGCCUGACAUCAACAGAGUAGGACAACUUCUGUCCAG